AGAGCAGUUGGCAACAGCCUCUCCUCUCUGCUGCUUGCUCCACCAUGAAGCCCACUAAGCUGGGAUUUCUCCUGGGAUUCUCCCUCCUCUGCUCACUCAGUCCUCCAGUACUGAGCGGUGUUGAGAGGCUAGUUAACCAUCUCUGCAAGGACUACAACGAUCCCUGUCUUUUGGAAAUGGAGCCUGGCAGCUGCUAUGAAGUACAUUUUAGAUUUUUCUACAACCAAACUGCCAAACAGUGUCAGAUUUUUCUGUUCACUGGCUGCAAUGGUAACCUCAAUAACUUCAAGCUUAAAAUAGACUGCGACGUAACUUGUCAUGAGACAUACAAAAACCCUCCGCUGCCGAGCGGCGAUAAGAGGAAACGAUCUUUAAGAGCAUUGGCAACAAAGAACCUUGCUGCGGAUUCGAGAUUGACCACUUUACAGCCUGGUAGACUGAGGCAGACAGAAAGAAAAGAGACCUUGCUACAGAGAGCACGGAGAAAGUCCAGAAGUCACCCCCCGGCCAGGCAUCACGCCUAGGCAGCUGCAAAGAAAAUCCGAACCUGAAUCUGAACCUGAACUGAAAAGUACGGUGUGUUCGUGGAGGUUCUCGGAUGGGCCAUCUGAAAUAAAGAUUCAAGAAGAUUCAGACCAAUGUUUAGAUUUUUGGAUCGUGUCCAUAAUCUUUGACACUUCUAUUCACUGUUUUCCUGUUCCUAAUUUUGUCUUUCCUGAAAUAAAAAUCACUACCAUCAC
Molecule: messenger RNA, 740 nt
Organism: Mus caroli (Ryukyu mouse)
Lineage: Eukaryota; Metazoa; Chordata; Mammalia; Rodentia; Muridae
Product: kunitz-type protease inhibitor 4
Molecular function (GO): serine-type endopeptidase inhibitor activity
Source: RefSeq, a predicted model, not a curated record